Messenger RNA from Trichobilharzia szidati, 1623 nucleotides. The record is from the annotation of a GenBank genome assembly. Lineage: Eukaryota; Metazoa; Platyhelminthes; Trematoda; Strigeidida; Schistosomatidae.
GUCUGCCUUCUUGAGCUCAAGGUCAUGGUUGCCUAGAAAGGCGGUAUGGCAACUUUCAAAGUCAUGAUCUACUUACUUUAAAAAAAACCGAAUGAGACUGCAAAGCCAGAAGACAAGUGGAGUUUCAAGUCCAUUUCUGCAUUAUUCAACUCGACAAUAUCCAAUUAAAUAGCAUAGUAAACUUUUAUGUUUCAAUUAAAACUUACGAGAUAUCUUCGAACAUUUGCAUUUCUACGCUUACUUUUAAUAGUUAACUUUUCUUCUUUUUUAAUUUAUUUUGUUCUGCUGGUGAUUAAUACUUAUCGAUUUCCUAACUCAAAUUAUCAUGCCUCAGUAAUUCGAGAUCAAGAAGAACUACGUUUAGCUCAUUUACGCUCAUUAAUCUAUGAUUGGCAGGUUUCAGGAAAACUCCCCUUGAUCUACAAAUCAUCAUUCUCACAUUAUUUUCCCUCUUCUCCAUUUACAGUCAACAAAUAUGGUAUCACAAUAGGCAUAUUGACAUCCAGCCGUCCUCAGCACAAGAUCGAUGACUAUCAAACGUAUUACUUAACUGAGUCUGUAGCCACAUUAGUUCAUCUAAUACUCCAGGAUAUUUCAAAUUAUGGUUAUCGGUUUAAAUUCAUUAAUAUAGUUGUAUGUACUGGAGGAAAUGCUGAUAAGAGUAAAACUAUUCCAAGUUUGAAUGAAAUUAUUCGACUUGUAGGUGAGAAUUCAAUUUAUACACUUUCCACAGAUGAAGGUCAAUCUUACUUAAAUUUAUCGCUUGGUUGUCAAACUGUUAAGUUCACUUCAAAAUGCAUGUUGGAGAUAGUUAAGCGUACUAAAACACAAGCAAAUGAUUAUAUCUUAAUUAUACAAGAGGAUAUGAUUCCAGAAGAUAAUUUAUUUGACGUUCUGUGGGAGAUAUUGCAUCAGUCUAUUACAGAUAACCAAACCCUUGGUAUGAUUCAGUUGUAUUCACGUGAUAAUGUGUUAAAAUUUCCAUUCCAUCAUAAAACUGACAAAAAAAUAUUUGAAUUCUCUUUUGGCUUUAUUUUACUAUGUGUAAUAAUUGUCCUUUUGACUUUUACACGGUUUACUGCUCGACCAUUCUUUGCAAUGUAUAAUACGCUUCUGUUCCUUUGUGUUUUCAUUACUCUAUCUAUAUUAAUCUGUAUGUAUGGAAUGAAUAAUCUAUCGAUUCGAUUGCAUAACUUAUUGGUUAGCAGUCAUACAGUAUUUCACCUUACAGGUCAGGCAUAUUAUACCCAAGCGGAUAGAACAAUGGCUAGUUUAUAUCCAGCUGAACAAUUGGAAUAUAUUGGUUAUUAUUUGAAUUCAGCUGCUCCAUGUAGUCAUUUUUUACAAAAUUUAAAACAAGGUGAAUCAAGGCUUUCUCAGCUAAUUACAUCCUAUCUCGUAUCGAAUGUUAAAUUGGUACUUAGUUUAUGUACAAAUGUAUUUAAGCAUCGUGGACUGUAUGCCUAUGAAGAAAAUCGAAUGUUGGAUCCAACCGAUGUGGAACAAUAAUGAUAACAGACCGGGUUUUUCACCAAACAUUUUCUUAUUUAAGUUUUUAUGCUCUUUUUUUCUUUAAUUUUAUUGCUUUUGGAAAAAGAUUAUGAAUACUGUUUCCUACAGCUA